Molecule: messenger RNA, 1592 nt
Organism: Peromyscus eremicus (cactus mouse)
Lineage: Eukaryota; Metazoa; Chordata; Mammalia; Rodentia; Cricetidae
Product: probable serine/threonine-protein kinase fhkB
Exons: 5
Coding region: 1-1476 (491 amino acids)
Biological process (GO): phagocytosis, engulfment; positive regulation of mast cell activation
Cellular component (GO): cell surface
Molecular function (GO): virus receptor activity; phosphatidylserine binding
Source: RefSeq, a predicted model, not a curated record
AUGUGUUGGGGCCGAGGGGAAUGUGCUUCUGACACAUGUGGACAAACACUUAUCCGGACUGAAGGCCACAGAAUCUACUAUCGGACAAACAAUCGCUACCAGCUGAAGGGGCAGCUUCUUCAAGGAGAUGUGUCCUUGACCAUAGAGAAUGUCACUGAGAGUGACAGUGGUCUCUACUGCUGUCGGGUGGAAAUGAAGGGGUGGAAUGGUGUACAGAGACUGACCACCUCACUGCAAGUUCAACCAGUUGGUCAAGGACAAAGAACAGAAGUGCAGGAGACGAGCCUCUUUGGGGACAGCCUCUUCCUGACCCAGACCUACUCCAAUGAGUCCCAUUACACCUCUAAGGAAACCCAGAAUUACUCCAAGGAGACCCAGAACUACUCCAAAGAGACCCAGAACUACUCCAAAGAGACCCAGAACUACUCCAAAGAGACUCAUCACUACUCCAAGGAAACCCAUCACUAUUCCAAGACCAAAAACAACCAAAAAACCCACAACUACUCCAAGGAAACCCACAACUACCACAAAACCCACAACUACUCCAAGAAGACCAAAAACAACCAAAAAACCCACAACUACUCCAAGGAGACCAGCAACUACCACAAAACCCACAACUACUCCAAGAAGACCAAAAACAACCAGAAAACCCACAACUACUCCAAGGAGACCAAAAACAACCAGAAAACCCACAACUACUCCAAGGAGACCAGCAGCUACCACAAAACCCACAACUAUUCCAAGGAGACCCUCAACAACCAUCAAACCUACAACUACUCCAAGGAGACCAGCAACUACUACAAAACCCACAACUACUCCAAGGAGACCAGCAACUACCACAAAACCUACAACUACUCCAAGGAGACCCUCAACAACCACAAAACCCACAACUACUCCAAGGAGAUCAGCAACUACCACAAAACCCACAACUAUUCCAAGGAGACCCUCAACAACCAUCAAACCUAUAACUACUCCAAGGAGACCAGCAACUACCACAAAACCCACAACUACUCCAAGGAGACCAGCAACUACCACAAAACCUACAACUACUCCAAGGAGACCCUCAACAACCACAAAACCCACAACUACUCCAAGGAGAUCAGCAACUACCACAAAACCCACAACUAUUCCAAGGAGACCAGCAACAACCACAAAACUCACAACUACUCCAAGGAGACCAGCAACUACCACAAAACCCACAACUACUCCAAGGAGACCAGCAACUACCACAAAACCCACAACUACUCCAAAGGGACCCUCCACUACCACAAAACCCACAACUACCCCAAGGAGACCCUCAACAACCAUCAAAUCCACAACUACCACAAAACACACAACUGCUUCAACAAGACCCACAAAUGCUCCAAAAUCAACCAGAAUCUCUACCUCUACUCCUCCACCACCAGCAAACACACAGACUCCAAAACCAGCAGUUUACACCAAUACUGUGACAUCUUCACACCGCCCUUGGAAUAAUCACACCGAAGUGGUCCCCACACCAAACCCCCUGAAGAUCCACACCAAGGGCCUCUAUAUCGGCAUCUCCGUGUCUGUUGUGCUGCUGCUUCUCACGAGCAUCCUGAUGAUCAUAA